CUCUAUUACAUGAAUAAAGGGAUGAACAUGAUACCAUCAAAUGCACUAGAGGAUGGAAACUCAGGCCUCGGUUCCUUGGGAGAUGGUGAACGGCAAAAAAGGAAAGAUGAUAGUACUGGGCCAGACCAAGGUGAUUUCAAGAUAGAAUCCUCUCCUUGCUACCUGUUGACUGUAAGGAUCAUCCGGAUGAGAAAUCUCCAGCGAGUGGAUGCCUUAAGCCAGGCUGAUUGCUACGUGUCCUUGUGGCUGCCAACUGCGACGUGUGAAAGGUCACGCACUAAAACCGUGAGAAACUCUGACAAUCCAGUGUGGAACGAAACCUUCUACUUCAGAAUCCAGAGUCAGGUCAAGAACGUGCUGGAGAUCACAGUAUAUGAUGAGGAUUUUGCUACUCCAGAUGACCAUCUCCUCUGUGCACUCUUUGAUACUGCUAAACUUACACUUGAAAAAACAGUGAUCCUGUGCUUCAGGCCUAGCCCAAAUGCCAAGGAGGAACUAGAGGUUGAAUUCAAAUUGGAGGUUGCAUCCGGUCCUCAUGAAACUAUUGCUAGCAAUGGAGUGCUGGUGUGUCGGGAACUUUGCUGCUUGGAAGUUGAAGUAGCAGAGAAGACGAAGCAAAAAUCAAAGAAAGAGCUUUCCCUCACUGUGAAGGGCUCCUUUGAGGGAACGCAGGAUAUCGUGCUGGGCCCCAAUGGAGUUGUCAGCCCAUCGUGUCCCACCGAGUUCCACUACAUCAAGUAUGCGGAGCCAACACUGGAUGUCAUGCUGCCAAAGAAGAGGCGCUACCACCCUUGGUCCUGUAGGUACAGUACAGAGACAGGCUCCCCAGUCGUGAUGCUGAACUCACUGCCCAUGGGAAGGAAAACAACCAUUGCAGAGGAGAAAAGAUUUGACUUGAAUGUGACAGCAAAAGCUUGUAAUUGUUCCUGCCACCAGGACCUGGACAUGCGCUUUGGGUUCAGCUUAUGUUCGGAAGAGAUGGCUUUCCUGGGGAAAAGAAAGAGAUACGUAGCAAGUGCUCUCAAAAAUGUUUUUCACCUACCACACGAUCUGCAGGAUCAAGAAGUCCCCGUUGUGGCUAUCAUCACGACGGGUGGAGGACUGAAGUCAAUGACAGGAUUGUAUGGCAGCCUCAUGGGACUCAAGAAGUUAAAUCUCCUGGACUGUAUAACGUACAUCAGCGGGCUGUCUGGCACCACAUGGACCAUGGCCAACUUAUACAGAGAUGCCUACUGGUCACAGAAAGACCUGGACUCACAUAUUGGUGAAGCCCAAAAACAAGCAACAAAAUGCAAGAUGGGCUGUUUCUCUAUGGAUCGCAUGAAGUACUACAACAAGCAGCUUUGCCAGCGGAAAGAAGAGGGAUACAGGACAUCAUUUAUAGAUCUUUGGGGUCUCAUGAUUGAGUACUUACUAAAUGAUGGGAAAGACCCCCACAAGCUUUCAGAGCAGCAAGAAGCACUGUGUGAUGGCCAGAACCCACUGCCCAUCUAUGUGUCAGUCUGUGUCCGGGACAGUUACAGCACCAAUGAUUUCAAAGAGUGGGUGGAGUUCACUCCCUACGAGGUGGGACUGCUGAAGUACGGCGCGUUUGUUCGCACAGAGCAUUUCGGGAGUGAGUUCUUCAUGGGCCGCUUGUUAAAAAAGCUCCCUGAAUCCCGCAUCUGCUACCUUCAAGGUAUGUGGAGCAGUAUAUUUUCUGUGAACCUUUUACAAAUAUGGGGACUGUCCCACAGUUCAGAGGACUUCUGGAAGAGAUGGACACAAGACAGAAUAGAUGAAGUUGAUGAAGACCCGGUGCUGCCCACGAGACCCCACGAGCUGAGGACUCGCAUGUACACCCCCCCUGGCCCCCUGUCCAACGCCCUUCGGGGAGCACUGACCGACCGCUUCUCCGUCGCCCAGCACCACAAUUUCCUGAAGGGCUACCAGCUGCAUAACAACUACAUGGAGAAUGAGCACUUCUGCCGGUGGAAAGACACUGUGUUAGACUCACGUCCCAACCAGCUGAUGCAAAAUCCUGAUCAGAUGGGCAUGAUAGAUGCGGGAUUUUUCAUCAAUACCAGCAGUGCACCACUCUUAAGGCCACAGAGGGAGGUGGAUGUCAUCAUAUAUCUAAGUUAUACUACUGGAUCACAUACAUCGUCUCUAGAUAAGGCAUGCAAAUACUACUCAGAGCAGAAAAUCCCAUUCCCAACGAUUUCUUUGACUGAUGAAGAUAAGAAAAAUCUGAAGGAGUGCUACAUCUUCCAAGAUUCAGAUUUGCCAGGAUGUCCGAUUGUGAUUUUUCUUCCCCUUGUGAAUGAUACCUUCCAAGAGUACAAAGCACCUGGGGUCAAGCGCUGUUGCUCAGAGAUGGAGGGAGGCCAGCUUGAUUUGACCAGCUCCUGUUCCCCCUACUGCAUGUUUUCUGUCAGAUACACUGAUGAGAACUACCGCAAGCUGCUGAAUCUCAGCGAGUACAACAUCCUCAACAACUCUGAGAUGAUUAUGCAGGCCUUGCAGACAGCGAUGCAAAGGAGAAGGCAGAAAAUGUGCUGAUUCUGUUUUGUUGUAACUGCUUACUGUCACACAGAAGCUAAAUUCAAUUUAUGCACUGUUGCUGUAUCUUAUUGCCGAGCCUUCUUUUUCCAGGAGCUGAUCACUCAAACCUUUCAACAAGGAGACGGAACUAUGCAGCUGAAUCCUGAUGGGAAGCAGUGGACUUCUCUUACAAAGAUAGAAUCCUCUCUGUGUUACUUACUGACUGUAAGAGUCAUAAGAGCAAGAAAUAUCCACCAGGCAGAUGUCUUGAGCCAUACUGAUUGCUACGUGAGCCUGUGGCUGCCAACUGCUUCAAAUGACAAAUUUCAGACUAAAGCCAUUAAGAAUUGCAAAGAUCCAGUCUGGAAUGAAACCUUCUACUUCAGGAUCCAAAGUCAGGUCAAGAACGUGCUGGAGCUGGCACUCUAUGAUAAGGACGUGGUUACUCGGGAUGACCACCUCUUCACAGUGUACUUUGACAUAGCCAAACUUUCCCUGGGAGAGGAAGUCUUCAUGCACUUCAAGUGUGAUUCUCAGAGAAAAGAGGAGUUGGAGGUGGGAUUUGCCUUGGAUAAUAUUUCAGGCCCUCCUGAAACCAUCAUUACUAAUGGAGUGCUAGUGUCUCGCAAAAUCUGCUGCUUGGAAGUUCAAGUGGUUGAGAAAAAGAAGAAAAAGGAUAAGAAAUCAAAAAAAGAAUUUUCCUUGAAAGUGCAAGGCUCUUACGAAGGCACCCAGGACAUUGUGCUGGGAUCUAAUCUGGUCUUCACCUCCUCCUCUCCUGCCAAAUUUCACUAUGCCAGAUACAAGCAGCCAACGCUGGAUGUUACACUACCAGGGAAAAAACGACCUCCCUCCUCACACUCAAGUGUGUAUGAUACAGGCUCUCCAAAUGUGGAACUUCAUUCUAUUCCAAGUGGAAAAAACAUGAUCUUAGCAGAGGAUAAAAGAUUCGAUUUAUAUGCAAAGGCAGAAGACUGCCCAGAUCACCUUGAUGUGCGUUUAGGAUUUGACCUCUGCAUACAGGAGCAAGACUUUCUCUGCAAAAGGAAGAAUUAUGUUAUUCCUGCUCUGAAGAAGGUUCUACAGCUGGAACAGGAUCUGCUGGACCAUGAGACCCCGGUGGUGGCUGUCAUGACCACGGGAGGAGGGAUGAGAUCCUUGACCGCACUCUAUGGCAGCCUGAGGGGGCUCAAGAAGCUCAAUGUCUUGGACUGUGCCACCUACCUGACCGGCUUGUCUGGUACUACAUGGACCAUGUCAAACUUGUACAGAGAUGCUGACUGGUCACAAAAGGAUCUCGACAAGCAAAUCAGUGAGGCUCGAAAACAUAUGACAAAAUGCAAAAUAAAUUCCUUUUCCUUGGAAUAUUUGAAGUAUUACAAAAAGCAACUGUGCCAACGGAAGAGAGAGGGCCGCAAAACGUCUUUUAUAGAUCUCUGGGGGCUUGUCCUGGAAUCUUUUUUGCACGAUGGGAAAGACAACCACAGACUAUCUGAUCAGCAGCAGGCCAUUGAUCGUGGUCAGAACCCACUUCCUAUCUACACUGCAGUCAAUGUCAAGAACAACUACAGCACUCUGGAUUUCAAAGAAUGGGUGGAGUUCACCCCCUAUGAGGUGGGAUUGCAAAAAUACGGAGUUUUUGUUCGCACUGAGGAUUUUGGCAGUGAAUUCUUCAUGGGACAAUUGAUGAAGAAGGUCCCUGAAUCCAGGAUCUGCUUCUUGGAAGGCAUUUGGAGUAGUUUAUUUUCAUUCAAUGUGUUAUAUAUCUGGAAUUUGUCCCAUUCAUCAGAAGAUUUCUGGCACAGGUGGACCCGGGACCAAAUUGACAAUAUAGAGGAGGACCCCCCGCUGCCCGUGAAGCCGCAGGAGCUGCGGACGCGGCUGUUCACGCCGCCCGGGCCCCUGGGCAGCGCCCUGCGCGCUGCCCUCACCGACCGCGCCUGCAUCGCCCAGGAGCACAACUUCCUCAAGGGCUUCCAGAUGCACAGUGACUACCUGGAGAACGCACACUUCCGCAGAUGGAAAGAUACCGUGUUGGACACAUUUCCCAACCAGCUGACACCGUCAGAUGAAUUCCUGUCUCUGGUAGAUACUGGAUUUUUCAUCAAUACAAGCAUCAUGCCACUUUUAAAACCAGAGAGAAAGGUGGAUGUCAUCCUGCAUUUAAAUUACAGUGCAGGAUCCCAGAUACAGGCUUUGGACCAGACCUGCAAGUACUGCUCUGAGCAGGGAAUCGUUUUUCCCAGGGUAGACUUGAGUGAAGAAGACAGGAAAAACCUGAAGGAGUGUUACCUCUUUGAUGGUGCUGAGACUCCAGGAGCACCAGUACUGCUAUUUUUCCCACUAGUUAAUGAUACCUUCCAAAAAUACAAAGCACCAGGCCAGAAGCGCUCAGAGUCAGAGAUGGAAGAUGGCAAAGUUGAUCUCUACGGCUGCUGCUCCCCGUAUUCAACAUACUCCCUUCAAUACACGGAGAAGGCGUAUGACCGCCUGGUGCAGCUGGGGGAAUACAACAUCCUCAAUAAUGAAGACCUCAUUAUACAGGCCUUGCGCACAGCAGUGGCACGGAAAAGGCAGAUAGAGAAAUAAUGUCAGAGAAGAGAGGGUGCUUUGAAGGCCGUUAACCUGC
This is a messenger RNA of Hirundo rustica (Barn swallow), 5152 nucleotides long. RefSeq lists its product as uncharacterized. Gene Ontology annotation, biological process: glycerophospholipid catabolic process. Gene Ontology annotation, molecular function: calcium ion binding; calcium-dependent phospholipid binding. The transcript has 42 exons. The record is from RefSeq and is a predicted model, not a curated record. Gene Ontology annotation, cellular component: cytosol. NCBI's taxonomy places the organism in Eukaryota, Metazoa, Chordata, Aves, Passeriformes, Hirundinidae.